AUGCUUUUGAAGCAUUUGUUUGCAUCUGCGGUGCUGUCAUGGAGCGUGGUCAGCGCCGUGCCUAGUCUGAACUUUGAUGGCCAGAAUGCUGCUGAUCUGGCUAUCCGUACAGACUGUGGACGGGAUGCUAGCUACGAUCAUGGCAGCAACUGCUGCGUCUGCACAAAGAAGGAUAUGAAGUAUGACGACAAGUCCAAGAGCUGCAGCUGCCCUAGUGGCACUUCCUGGAACGACAAGACUUCUCACUGUGAGAACUCUUGUGGCAACGAUGCCACCUACGACAGCAACAGCCAUUGCUGCGUCUGCAAUAAGAAGGGAAUGAACUACGACGACAGAUCUAAGUCUUGCAGCUGUCCUUCCGGCACCUCUUGGGAUGGUAACUCCUGCUCCCAUGACUGUGGCAGGGACGCCCACUACGACGAAAAGAGCAAAUGCUGCCAGUGCAAUAAGUCAGGCAUGAAUUACGACGACAAGUCUAAAACAUGCAGCUGUCCUGCUGGGACCACCUGGGAUGGCCGCUCCUGCUCUCAUGAUUGUGGCAAGGAUGCCCACUACGACGAGAAAUCUAAAUGCUGCCAAUGCAAUAAGCCAGGGAUGAACUACGACGAUAAAUCGAAGACUUGCAGCUGCCCUGCUGGCACCUCGUGGGAUGGUCGUUCUUGCUCCCAUGACUGUGGUAAAGACGCCCACUAUGACGAAAAGAGCAAAUGCUGUCAGUGCAAUAAGCCGGGCAUGAAUUACGAUGACAAGUCUAAGACUUGUAGCUGCCCUGCCGGAACGUCUUGGGAUGGGCGAUCCUGUUCUCAUGACUGUGGCAAGGAUGCCCAUUUCGAUGAGAAAACCAAAUGCUGCCAAUGUAAUAAGCCUGGCAUGAACUACGACGAUAAAUCGAAGACCUGCAGUUGCCCUGCUGGAACGUCUUGGGACGGCCGUUCUUGCUCUCAUGACUGUGGAAAGGAUGCUCAUUACAAUGAUAAGACUAAGUGCUGCGAAUGCAAUAAGCCGGGCAUGAAGUUUGACGAUAAGACCAAAACUUGCAGUUGCCCUGCGGGAACAUCUUGGGACGGCCACUCUUGCUCUCAUGAUUGUGGCAAAGAUGCUCACUACAAUGAGAAGACCAAGUGUUGCGAAUGCAACAAGCCAGGCAUGCAGUUCAAUGAUAAGACCAAGACUUGCAGUUGCCCAGCUGGUACUUCUUGGGACGGCCACAAAUGCUCACACGAUUGCGGCAAGGAUGCUCACUAUAACGACAAGACUAAGUGCUGCGAAUGCAACAAGCCUGGUAUGAUUUUUGAUAGUCACUCCAAGACUUGCAGCUGCCCGGCUGGUACUUCAUGGAACGGUCGCGGAUGUGUUCAUGAUUGCGGAAAGGAUGCUCAUUACAACCCCAAGUCUAAGUGUUGCGAGUGCAACAAGCCUGGAAUGAUUUUCAAUAGUCAAUCCAAGACUUGUAGCUGUCCCACCGGUACGACUUGGGACGGCCACUCAUGCAAACACGACUGCGGUAAAGAUGCCGACUACAACCCCAAGACCAAGUGUUGUGAGUGCAAGAAACACGGUCAAGUCUUCAAUCAGCAAUCAAAGACAUGCAGCUGCCCUGCUGGCCAGGUUUGGAACGGCUGGAACUGUGUCCACGACUGCGGAAAGGAUGCUUCUUAUAAUCCCAAGACAAAGUGCUGUGAGUGCAAGAAGCCUGGCCAAGUUUUCAAUGAGCAAUCGAAGACAUGCAGUUGCCCAGCCGGUAAGACAUGGAAUGGAUGGAAGUGUGUCGAUAACUGCGGCAAGGAUGCCAACUACAACCCCAAGACUAAAUGCUGUGAGUGCAAGAAGCCCGGUAUGGUCUUCAAUGACCACUCCAAGACUUGCAGUUGUCCCAACGGACAAGUCUGGAACGGAUGGAAAUGUGUUCCCAACUGCGGAAAGGAUGCCUCCUACAACCCCAAGACAAAGUGCUGUGAGUGCAGAAAGCCAGGCAUGGUCUUUGACGACCACUCAAAGACCUGCAGCUGUCCCAAGGGACAAAUUUGGGAUGGCCACAGGUGCAGAGUCGACUGCGGCAAGGAUGCCUGGUAUAAUCCCAAGUCGAAAUGCUGCGAAUGCAAGAAACCCGGCAUGAACUACAACAAAGACAGCAAGACCUGUGCUUGCCCUUCCGGACAGGUGUGGAACGGACACAGAUGUGAACACAACUGCGGCUCUGAUGCGUCGUACAACGAUCACAAGAAGUGCUGUGUCUGUCACAACCCUUCCCUGGUCUUUGACUCACAUACCAAGAAGUGCCACUGCCCAGCUGGAAAGGUCUGGAACGGCUGGAAGUGUGUCCCUGACUGCGGCAAGGACGCCAAGUAUGACGACCACAAGAACUGCUGCGUCUGCCGCAACCCCGGCAUGGUGUUUGACUCCCGCAGCAAGACUUGCUCGUGCCCUCACGGGCAGAAGUGGAAUGGCCGCAGGUGCCAGAAGGACUGUGGCUCAGACGCAUCGUACGAUGAUGGGAAGAAGUGCUGUGUCUGCCAUAAGAAGGGCUACAAGUUCAAUGAUUCCAACAAGAAGUGCGGCUACUAG
Molecule: messenger RNA, 2565 nt
Organism: Pochonia chlamydosporia 170
Lineage: Eukaryota; Fungi; Ascomycota; Sordariomycetes; Hypocreales; Clavicipitaceae
Exons: 1
Coding region: 1-2565 (854 amino acids)
Source: RefSeq, a predicted model, not a curated record